CCGGGCCGGGCGGCGGCGCCGCAGUGACUCGCUGGGCCCGGCAGCGGCGGCCGCUUCCGAGGUUCCGGAGAAGCGGACUGGGUGACCGGCGGGUCCCUGCGGCCUCCAGCGACCUUUGUGCAGCGCCCCCCACUCCUCGGGCGGCUGCAGUGGGCACACCCGGGGGCGGCGGCCACCGCGGACAGGUUAGCGUGGGGGAAGGGGCGAGCGUCGGAGUAGCCCAUCUCCAGCACCGGAGUACGAGCCGGCCCAUCUCCCACCAUGUCCGACGAGACGUCGGCCACCACUUCCUAUGAGAAGUUUCUAACCCCAGAGGAACCCUUCCCGCUCCUAGGAGCCCCUCGUGGGGUGGGCACCUGCCCCAGCGAGGAACCCGGCUGCCUGGACAUCAGCGACUUCGGCUGCCAGCUGUCCUCCUGCCAUCGCACGGAUCCGCUCCACCGGUUUCAUACCAACAGGUGGAACCUAACUUCUUGUGGAACAAGUGUCGCAAGCUCGGAAUGUAGUGAGGAGUUGUUUUCGUCCGUUUCCGUGGGGGAUCAAGAUGAUUGCUAUUCGCUGUUGGAUGAUCAAGACUUCACUUCUUUUGACCUCUUCCCCGAGGGAAGUGUCUGCAGUGAUGUCUCCUCGUCUAUCAGCACUUACUGGGAUUGGUCAGACAGCGAAUUUGAGUGGCAGUUACCAGGCAGUGACAUUGCCAGUGGAAGUGAUGUACUUUCUGACGUCAUACCCAGUAUCCCCAGUUCACCUUGCCUGCUUCCUAAAAGGAAGAACAAGCAUCGGAAUCUCGAUGAACUUGCUUGGAGUGCGAUGACAAAUGAUGAGCAGGUGGAAUAUAUUGAGUAUCUGAGCCGUAAAGUCAGUACUGAGAUGGGCCUUCGGGAGCAACUUGAUAUUAUUAAAAUCAUUGAUCCUUCUGCUCAGAUCUCCCCUACUGACAGUGAGUUCAUUAUUGAACUUAACUGUCUCACAGAUGAAAAACUGAAGCAGGUCAGAAACUAUAUCAAGGAGCAUAGCCCUCGUCAGCGGCCUACAAGGGAGGCCUGGAAGAGAAGCAACUUUAGCUGUGCAAGCACCAGUGGCGUGAGCGGUGCCAGCGCCAGCAGCAGCAGUGCCAGCAUGGUCAGUUCUGCAAGCAGCAGUGGGUCCAGUGUUGGAAACUCUGCUUCAAACUCCAGUGCCAACAUGAGUCGAGCACACAGCGACAGCAACCUGUCUGCAAGUGCAGCAGAGCGGAUUCGGGAUUCAAAAAAGCGAUCCAAGCAGCGAAAGCUACAGCAGAAGGCCUUCCGCAAGAGGCAGCUGAAGGAGCAGAGGCAGGCCCGGAAGGAGAGGCUCAGUGGGCUCUUCCUCAAUGAAGAGGUGCUGUCCUUGAAAGUGACUGAGGAAGACCACGAAGCAGAUGUUGAUGUUUUAAUGUAAUCUAUCAGCAGUCUUCUUAGCAUUGUUCUGUUCUCAUUGGCUUACAUGCAUCUUGACCAGAAGUUUGGUUAGGGUUGUGCUGAUGUACCAUUAAUCAUUUAGGCCAGUGGUUAGCAGAGGGCAGUCCCAGUACCUGCAGCUUCAGCAUCACCUGAAAAGAUGUUAGAAUUGCAUUUGAGCCCCAUUCCAGACCCAUAGGCCGUGUGGAUUUGGGGCAGCACUGUGUUUUAACCAAUGCCAGAUUAUUCUCAUGCACAUUCUGAUUUAAGAACCACUGGUAAAUGUCUUAACUAUUUUAACUUUGUGGUAAUCAAGUGGACUUUUCAAAGACUAGUACAUUUGCAGUUUUGGGGAUGUCAAUGUAUAGAUGACAGGUAGUUUGUCACUAUGUGUAGCAUCUGUAAUUCAGUUCCCUUCUUAAUGAUAACAUUUCUUAGUUUAAUUUUUCAAGAGGGCCAUAAUAUAAUUAUCAGUUCCUAGGGGCAAAUCUCCUUUAGGUGAGGGUGCGUAUAAGUCAUGCAUUGCUGUUUACAAUAGUGCCUUCAUUAGUUCCGAUUUCAUUAAUUAUUAAUACAAAGGUAUAAACAAAGGCCCUAAUCUUUUUCAGUUAUAUGUGGGGUAUUUUUUUGUCUUUCUAUACUUUAUGUCAAGUGAGAAUCACUUCUGCAAGUAAUAACUACUAAGAAAAUAAUGGCUACACUAGCAAAAUUUUAGACUUAAUGCCUUAUUGAUUAAUUUUCAAAUGGAGAUUCCAACUCAACAGUGGUAGCAUAUCAAACUUUCCCAUUGCAUCCUUACAUUUUAGGCUGUUAGGUAAUCUCCAAACUGUAUCAUUUAUCUAUUGCUCUCUAUCAGAAAACACCCAAAUUGUUAUGCAGAACAUCUCCAAUGUUAUACAUUUCAUUUGCCAGCUGGCAGGCAUGUCAACAGGCUAAUGUCCCUUAACUUCGAAACCACUUAGAGUUCUACCAACCUUCAGAAAGCACUGGGAGUGGGGUAUAGACAGCACCUUUGUGGGUUCCUGAUAGGACUCUACGUCUAAAUGGGAAAUCAUGGAGUUUCUUUAAUGUUUUCAAAGAAUUCAUGAUCAUGAACUUAGAAAUAGUCUGAUUCCUUUACCACAUGUGUUCGGGCAUUCACAUGGGCUAGAGAAGAUGGAAACAGAGACUGACAGGUGACUUGCUUUCUGACUUUCAUUUUUAUGACAGCAUUUGGAAGGCAAGCUGAUUGAGUAAUCGAUGUUUCGAAAAGACUACAGAGUUCAGAGGUUGAUAGGCUCUCAACAGUAUUUAAGUUUAGUUCUUCAAAAAGAUUGACAACUUAAAUUUCCUUCAUUUUCAGUUGGUAUAAGGGCUUAAAUUUGAAUAAAUUAAAGGUGAAGAUUUAAUCCUGGUGUGUUAGAACACACUUUUAAUCUAAGCAUUCAGGAAGCUGAGCUGGGAUAACAAGUUCAAAGCCAGCCUGGGCUGCAUAGUGCUACUGAAAUUUUGUAUACCUUUAAAAGUUUUAUUUUGCUUCCUUGAAGGCUAACGAAUUGAAACUGAGAGUAAAGAUUCGUGCUUGCAGCACUGCUGAGGUCUGUGCUCCGGCCUCCUCAAGUGAAAGGAUGGCUGUGUGCUUUCAGCUCGAGGAAUAGUUGUGAUUUCCUCCCGUCUCCUUCGGUACUCCAGUCUAGUUUAGAGAGACCGAAGAGAUCUCAGGGUCAGACCCUGGAAUAAUUGAGGAAACGUGUGCUCUGUUUUCCCUUCCAAGCACAGAAAUGGAACAGAGAAGAGAAGCAAAUGCAUCUAAACCGGCUGCCUUCCCUUAGUAGCAAAUCGCACCGAGGAGUUUCUGCGUGCUCUUCCUGUCCUCUAAGGAAGAUGGGUAACCCUGAGAUGCAGAGCAGCAUUUAUCCGUCACACAGUUGCCAACUGUUGAUUUGAGGAAAAUGCAAAACCGGUUCAGGAUAUAAUUUUAAGACCAAUUUCUCUAUCCUCCCAAGAAUCAUGUAGUCCUCUUAACUUAGAUUUAACUUAAGUCACUAUUGAAUAAGUUUACCAAAGUGCCAUUGGCAGAUUUUUAAUGUCUAUAAAAGUUUGCAUAUUUAUAGAAAUAUGUCAUAAGAUUUUGUGUGAGUCUAUUCACUCUAUACAUUAGAACCAGAAUAUAAACUCUAUUUGGAGUAAAUUGAAAAUACUACUUUCAUUUAAAAGCAAAAAGUAGAACUCUUGGACUUGUUUAUGAUUUAAGAGAUAGAGAUUAAAGUCUUUCUUUUUCCUUCCAAAAUAGAAGCGAUAUCACAAAAAGGCUGUUUUCUGUCAGGACGUUUCAUGUGGCUGAGAGAGAAUUGCUGGAAUGGGUGGUGAUUUAUUAAAUCUGCUAUCUCUGUAGGGUAUAUUUAAAACAAAUUCAAGUCAGGAUCUCUUCUUUCAUUUUCAAUGGAAAGCCUACAUAAUCAGUUAAUUAAAAGGCAAAUCAGGGAAAUGCAAAUCCAAGCUGUUGAGAGUCUAUCUCAUUCCAGUCAGAACAGCUAUCAUCCAGGAUACCAAAAGCAAAUACUGGUGAGAGUAGAGGCCGGGGUGGGGGGAGGUAGGAAGGAAUCUGUAUAUGCUGCUGGUGAGAAUACAAAACUGCUGUACCAGCGGAAAUCAAUAUGGAAGUUCUGUUUUUAAAAAAAUUACAAGUGGAACUAUAUUAUCCAGCUGUACCAUUCCUGAGUGUGCUCAAAGUAAAUGAACUCAGCAUAUGGCAGGAAUACUUCUGUUUCCAUGUUUCUCACAGUGUUGUUCCCAGUAACCAGUAAAUAGAUUCUUAUCAGCAGAUGAAUAAAGAAAAUGUGACACAUACCCAGAGCAUAGUUGUAUUUAGCCAUAAAGAAGACUGCAAUUAUGUCAUUUGCAAGAAAACGGAUGGAACUAGAUGGAGAUCGUCACGUUAAACAAAGUAAGGCAGACUCAGAAAGACAAACAUUGUGGGUUUUUUUUUUACAUGUGAAAUCUAGAUUUAAUAAAAUGCAAAUUAAGAAAUUAGAAGGGGACACUAUUUGGGAAGGGGAAAGGAUCUAGUAAAAAAAGAACAGGGGGCCAAAAGAUGGUAGGUAAAUAUGAUCAAAGUAGAUUAUAAAUAUGUAUGGAUAAAUUGGUGAAUGAAUGAGAAGUCUCGAAUUUGCUCCAAUGUUGGUUAACUUCUGUACAAAGCUGAUGGUGGAGUGAAUAAGUCUCCUCUUUACAGGUUUAUCCAGACUUUAUUAGAGAUCUUGGAAGACUAUCUCAGUCCUUAUUACUGCUUUUAAAAGUGCGAGCAGUGAGUUAAGCCAAAUGGCAUGUAUUUUUAUACAGUUUCACAAAUGAUUAAAGGAAGGUGGUGUUCUAGAAUGCAGUUGGUUGUAACGGGCUGGUUUAUUCUGCCUUACCAAGAACAUAGAGUAAAAUGAAACUUUUUCUUCAUUCUUUGGUAGAUAGUGGCAGCUUUAUUGAGUUCCUCUGUUUUGUGGGUAAGUUAGAUAUUGCUGAAUUAAAUCCCAAAAGCUGACUUAUCAAAUAAUGACCCAUAGUGUGCAUAGACAUCUCAUUUUUUAGCUUUUUAAAAGUGGUAAAUUCCCUCAAAAAGAAAAAUUAUAAGAAAUUAUUGUAUAAAGGUAUCCAGAUUCUGAUGAGCUUUAAAAAUUGUAAAAUUUAUUGUAUAUCUUCAUAUUUAAGCCAAAAAUGUUACUACAUAAACUCUAUAGUAGUCUUGUUUGUUUUGGGUUCUCGUAGCAGACUUUUUUUUUCAUGGCUUCUCUGUAGCCUCAUGUGCCUUAAAGGUGGUGAACUUUGACAUUUUCAUCAAUAUCAGGCUUUUCCAAACUCAAAUAUCAGAAUGUUAUAAUUUGGUUCAUGUAAUGCUCAUGGUGUUUGGAUAUUAGUAAGCAAAACUUACCAAUAGUAGUAGUCAUAGAGUAUCAAAUGAGAUAAAAAAAAAAACUUCAGAUUUUAGACACGAUUGCGUAAAACUAGUUUU
Alexandromys fortis (reed vole) is the source of this 5403-nucleotide messenger RNA. RefSeq names its product family with sequence similarity 199, X-linked (gene Fam199x). The coding region runs from base 262 to 1422 and encodes 386 amino acids. The transcript has 6 exons. Lineage: Eukaryota; Metazoa; Chordata; Mammalia; Rodentia; Cricetidae. The record is from RefSeq and is a predicted model, not a curated record.